This is a messenger RNA of Culicoides brevitarsis, 2875 nucleotides long. RefSeq names its product membrane alanyl aminopeptidase-like. NCBI's taxonomy places the organism in Eukaryota, Metazoa, Arthropoda, Insecta, Diptera, Ceratopogonidae. The record is from RefSeq and is a predicted model, not a curated record. The transcript has 5 exons. Gene Ontology annotation, cellular component: cytoplasm. The coding region runs from base 20 to 2842 and encodes 940 amino acids. Gene Ontology annotation, biological process: proteolysis; peptide catabolic process. Gene Ontology annotation, molecular function: metalloaminopeptidase activity; peptide binding; zinc ion binding.
UUCGAAACGCAUUGCGAACAUGCGAUUUUUGCUUAUUUUUGCCCUCGUGGCUGUUUGUUGCGGGCAUUCCUUUGAUCCGUAUCCAGAUUUGUAUGAAACGGACUAUCUUAAGAGAGCUGAUGACGAGUUUUCACCUAAAAAUACGGAAAAUUUUCGAUUAACGGACGAUAUUUGGCCAAGUUACUAUCUAUUGAUGAUAACUCCAUACAUUGGCACCCAAAAACACUUUGAUGGAAAAGUUUCUAUCGAUUUUACUGUCAAACAAUCGUUAAAAAAGAUAAUUUUGAAUCAAGAAGACAUUUCAAUCAAAAAAUAUAACCUCCAAAUUAUUUCACCUGAGGAAGAAGGAUCGACAGUAAUUGAGCUGGCAAACUGUUUAAACGUCAAUCAAUACCAAAAACUCGAAUGUACCUUAAAAUCCGACACUUUAGAGCCUGGGUUCACGUAUCAACUAGUUCUCGAGUACUCAGGUCUCGUUCACGAUGAUAUGCGUGGCUUUUACGAAAGUUACUACAAAGACGACGAAAAUUCCAAAAAACUUCUCGGAACAACGCAUUUCGGACAACAAACACGUCGUUUGAUGCCCUGCUUCGAUGAGCCCGCUUUCAAAGCUGAAUUUGAGCUUCACAUUGGUCGAAAUCCUCAAACUCAUCCAAUUUCCAUUUCCAAUGCAAAUCUUUAUGAAACAGAAGAACUUAACGAAACCUUCGUGAUUGACAGAUACAAGCCGACUGCCGUUAUCUCGACAUAUUUGUUGGCGUUUGUGAUAUCAGACUUCGCGAAUGUCACCGAUCAUGACAGGGAAAAUCAUACAUUUGCUAUUUAUGCGAGACCGAAUGCGAUUGAUCAAGUUAGUUUUGCAUUUCAGUUGGGUCCGAAGCUGAUUAGAGAGUUUGAUGCGUGGAAUGGAAUCUCGUAUUAUGAGUUUGAGGGAGUGGAAAAGAUGGAUAUUGCGGCGAUUCCGGAUUUUUCAGCGGGCGCCAUGGAGAACCUUGGAAUGCUUUUGCAUCGCGAAACAAAUCUCUUAGUAGACGAUGACCACACAAACACCCUCCAAAAACAAGGCAUAGCGUUAGUGAUCAGUCACGAAAUCGCCCAUAUGUGGUUCGGCGAUCUCGUUACCUGCCAUUGGUUCGAAGCUAUUUGGCUCAAUGAGGGUUUCGCUACAUAUUUUGAGUUCAUCGCUCUCGAUCCUGUGCAUAAAGAUUGGAAAGUCUUGGAUAACUUCGUGGUUUCAACGAUGCAAAAUGCUUUAUCCGCUGACGCUCAACGUUCAAGUCAUCCUUUAACGAAUCCCGGCGUGAAUUCCUAUCCUGAAAUUCGAACACUUUUCAGUACGAUAACUUACGACAAAGGCGGUUCAAUUCUCCGGAUGAUGCAUAACAUCAUGGAGCCCGGUAGUUUCCAAAAAGCCAUCCAAGAUUACUUGCAACGGUAUAAAUAUUCCAUCGCGACUCCUGAAGAUCUCUUCGUUGAACUGGAAAAACAAGAUCCGUACGUAAGCCCAAGGGAAAUUUUCAAUUCUUACUCCGUGCAAGCUGGGUAUCCGCUUCUUAUGGUACGACAAGAUGGCGACUUUUUGAAAGUAACACAGCGUCGUUUCCUGAUCGACGAGAUCGAUCACAACAUAACCUCAAGAUGGACAAUUCCCGUUACGGUUGCCAAGAGUAAACUUGAUUUCAGUGAUAAACGCGCUCAUUUGUCGAUCUUUGAAGCACAUGAUGACGAACAUAUUAUUCCUUUUUACAAAAAUACGACAUCUUUGGACUAUUAUAUGCUCAAUAUGCAAGCUGUUGGCUUCUAUCGCAUCAAUUACGAAGAACAUAAUUGGCAAGCAAUCGCAAAAGCUCUUAAAUCUGAGAAUCACGGAGACAUCCACGUGCUAAAUCGCGCCCAAAUCAUCGACGAUCUCUUCAAUCUGGCGCGCGCUGGGUAUUUAUCGUACGAUUUCAUCUUGAAUAUCGUCGAUUACGUGAUCGAUGAGAAGGAAUAUCUUCCUUGGUAUGCCAUGUUAAACGGACUUUCCUAUCUAAUGCAACGAAUUCCCGAUGAAAAUUACAAAACCGAGACAUUUAACUUUGUGAAACGCCUUCUUUCGAAUAUUUAUGAUCAUCUGGACUGGAAAUCGGGAGACGAUCACCAAGAUAAGCUAAAUCGCAUCAACAUUUUGAAUUGGGCCUGCAAAUAUGGCAACGAAAAAUGUGUUGAAAGAGCAAAAACUGAGUUUGAAAAUGCAAUGGAGAAGAAAGUCAAUAUUGAUCCGGACUGGAAACCAGCUGUUUAUUGCACUGGGCUGCGAGAAAAGGCGGGAAAUUGGGAUACGUUGUGGGAAAAAUACACAACAACGAAUUAUGCCACUGAGCAAGCGAUGAUUUUGACGGCACUUGGAUGUACCAAAGACGAAAAUGAGCUUCAUACAUUUUUGGAGAAAAUCUUAACAGAUGACAUCCGAUUGCAAGAUAAGUCAAGCGCUUAUAACCGCGCGUACUCUGGAAACUUGGAAAAUGUCGAUUUUGUGUUCAAUUAUGUGACUGCCAAUUAUGAAGAAUGGUCCAAAGUAAUGGAUCUCGCAUCGACUCUCGGUGACUUGGCAAAUCGUUUUACAAACCAAGAGCAAGUUGAAAAGCUUCAAAAGUUCGUGGAUGACACAAAUUUAUCGGAAUCAGUGAAAACAAGACUUAAGUCCGCGAUCGAGCGUAGCAAAAAGAAUCUGGAAUGGGAUUCUAAGCGACUUAAGGAGAUCAAAAGUUAUUUCAAUCCAGACCAGGGAGGCAAGGGACAUGUCGAAGUAUUGAGUGGAGUCGUUAUUUGCUUGGCAAUCACGGUUUUUGCGCUUUUUUAAAGGAAUUUUAAUAGAAAAAAGUAUUAUUUGAAU